Molecule: messenger RNA, 2655 nt
Organism: Impatiens glandulifera
Lineage: Eukaryota; Viridiplantae; Streptophyta; Magnoliopsida; Ericales; Balsaminaceae
Product: homeobox-leucine zipper protein ROC1-like
Exons: 10
Coding region: 1-2655 (884 amino acids)
Molecular function (GO): lipid binding; DNA binding
Source: RefSeq, a predicted model, not a curated record
AUGAAGGCCAAAUCUGCGAGACUUGUUGAACUUGAAAAGAUACAGAUGAACAUCUACAUGAAGAUGAAGUUUUAUGGUGAACAAAUGAAUAUGAACACGCUGAUGAACGAGGAACAUCAUAAUCUGAAUUUGCUAAUGGGUGAAUUCGAACAAGCUCCUCCGAAUAUGAACAUGUUCAUGAAUGAGGUGGACUUGAAUUUGAAUAUCCAAAGAAAUUUGAACACGAUGGAACAACCAAGCAGGUUUGAUGAACCGAAUGCAUUUGUGUUUGAGGAACCGAAUCCACACAUUAUAGGGGAGAAUCUUAACAUAGAGGCAGCAAUUGGAGAAAACAAUAACAUGUCAGGAAGUGAAAACCGUGUUCUAGAGGCAGUGGAAGCCUUAGGUGAAGAUGAAGAGGGCGAGGGUGAAGGAGAAGACGACAAGGCCGAAGCCGAGGAGGGCGAGAGCUCUAACAGGAGGAGGAGGACAACUUACCAUCGCCACACCCAAGCACAGAUUCAUGAAAUGGAGAAAUUUUUUAAGAACUGUCCAUGCCCUGACGGCAAACAAAGACAGAUGUUAAGCCUUCAAUUGGGUAUGGAUCUGGUGCAGGUUAAGUGCUGGUUUCAAAACAAACGGGCUCAAUUGAAGGCGCGUCAGGAACGUGAGGAGAAUUAUCAACUGCGUGAUGAAAAUGAGAAACUUAAGGCGGAUAACUUGAGGUACAAAAAUUCCAUAGAGAAUUUCUUAUGUCAUAAAUGCGGCGGGUCAAUCAAUAAACACGGAGAGAUCUCAACAGAGGAAGAGGAGCAGCGUUUGAUCGCGGAGAAUGAGCGCAUAAGGGAAGAAGUUGCUAGAGUUUCUAAUAUAGCUUCUGGAAGUAAGAACAUGGGUACUCGGCCUAACAACAAUUACAUGAUCCAAGGGGAGUCAUCAAGAAUGGGAUCAGAACAAAACCAGAUAAGAGCAGCAGUAGUGAUGCCGGGACAAGGUGGUAGCAGCAUGUCUAGGGCCUCGGCCUCGAUAAAUCAUCAGCAGCCGCCGCUGCCACAGCAGCAGCAUCUUCAGCAGCAGCCACAGCAUCAGCAUCUUCAGCAGCAGCCGCCGCAGCCACAGCAUCAGCAUCUUCAGCAGCCACAGCAGCAUCAGCAUCUUCAGCAGCCACAGCAGCAUCAGCAUCUUCAGCAGCAGCCGCCGCUUCCAGGGGAUCUAAUAGAUAGGGAUAUGAUUUGGCAGAUCGCAAUGAUAUCCCUGGAAGAGGUUGUUAAAAUGGCGGAAAUGGAGGAACCUCUUUGGAUCCCAAAUCGUUCUGAUUGCGGUAUCGGGUUCAAGUUGAAUGAGGAGGAGUAUUUUCGGGUUUUCCCCAUAGGAUUCAGGCCUCGCCCUGAAAAUCUUUACUGCGAGUCCUCUCGCCACUCCACCACCCUUACCAUUAGUUCCCAUUCUCUUAUAAAGGUUUUCAUGAGUCAGACUCAUUGGAAGAGCUUCUUCAGUGCCAUUGUGUCAAAAGCGUCGUGUUUGGAAAUCUUGUCAAGUGGGUCUCCAGAAAAUUAUAACGGUGCAUUGCAAGUGAUCUCUAUAGAGACACAUGCGCAGACUCCUUUUGUUCCAAUCCGUGACAACAUGUUGGCAAGGUACUGCAAGCAAGUGGGUGAAAAGAAGUGGGCAGUGGUGGACGUUUCUUUGGACAUAUUCCGGGCAAUCCAUCUAGUGAAGUCGAGGAAAAGGCCUUCCGGGUGCAUAAUUGAAGAUGUGGCCGAUGGAUUCACAAAGGUGACUUGGAUAGAGCACGUUGAAGCAGAAGAAGUGCCUGGUGUGCAUCCAAUCUACAAGGCUCUGGUCAGUUCGGGCCUGGCUUUUGGGGCCAAACGUUGGGUUGGUAUUCUCCAGAGCAAAACCGAUCGUCUGGUCAGUGUCAUGUCCAACACUACCCUGCCCUUUUCUGACAUAACGGUGGAAAGUAAGAGGAGCCAUACUCUGUUGUCUGAGAGGAUGGUAGGGAUCUUUAACAAGGGAGUGAGUGUGGCUACAGGGCAUCCUUGGAGUAUAAUUCCACACAGAGCCCCAAAUCAAAUUAGAGUUCUCAUGAUCAGGAACACAGAUAAUAUUCAAGGUCAUCCCGUAGGGGUAAUCCUUGCCGCUACAUAUUCCUUUUGGCUCAAUGCCAUGCCCAUCACUGUCUUUCAAUAUCUCCAAAAGCAACAAACAAGGAGUCAGUGGGAUUAUCUUACAUCUUCUUUUCAACCAAUUCAAGAAAUCUCCCGUAUUGUGAUUGGCCGAGAUUCUGCUAGCAGCAUAUCUGUGCUACGACUUAAUCCUGAUAUGCUGGUCCUGCAAGAGGAAAAUUGGGAUCCAAUGGCAGCGUACAUUGUAUAUGCCCCGGUUGACAGCACGACGGUGAACCUGACUUUGGUCGGAGGGGAUUCCGACUACGACUACGUGACAAUGCUUCCUACCGGUUUUGUGAUAAGUCCCGACGGUCUGGGCAAUGGAAGUACUGAUGGGGCCGGCGGAUCAUUGGUAACUUUAUCCUUGCAGAUUUUGGUUGAUUCUAAUCCCAAUGUUGUGGUUCAACCUCCAUCUGUCGACCAUCUUACUACUUUGCUCAACAACACCGUCAAUAGUCUCAAGAUUGCCUUAAUGAACCAGAAAGAUAAUCUUUUCUUUACCUAG